Messenger RNA from Coregonus clupeaformis (lake whitefish), 3787 nucleotides. RefSeq names its product P2X purinoceptor 1-like. Lineage: Eukaryota; Metazoa; Chordata; Actinopteri; Salmoniformes; Salmonidae. Gene Ontology annotation, molecular function: extracellularly ATP-gated monoatomic cation channel activity; purinergic nucleotide receptor activity; ATP binding. The transcript has 14 exons. The coding region runs from base 240 to 1574 and encodes 444 amino acids. Gene Ontology annotation, cellular component: plasma membrane; nuclear inner membrane. The record is from RefSeq and is a predicted model, not a curated record. Gene Ontology annotation, biological process: response to ATP; monoatomic cation transmembrane transport.
GUUUGAGAGGGAAGGGUGACAGGGAGAAAGACUGACUGUGAGGAGAGUCAGAGAGGGAGAAAGAAAGAGAGAGUGAGAAAGAGAGAGAGAGAGCAAGAGAGAGCGAGAGCGAGAGUCCAACACUGCUAGUGAAACAUGUCAGCUGUUGGUUAAGGGAGGCUGAAGAAGAAAAAUACAUAGAGAGAGAGAGAGAGAGAGAGAGAGAGAGAGAGAGAGAGAGAGAGGCAGGGUCUGGGUGUAUGUAUGCCAGGAUGGAGAGACCCUCCUGUCUCCCGCGGAGCAGCAAGAUGAACAGCUACAUCACCAACGCCCUCUCUGACUUCUUCUUCAAGUAUGAGACCCCCCGACAGGUGCUGGUGCGGAACAGGAGGGUGGGGGUCGUGUGCCGAUUGAUUCAGCUGGGGGUCCUGGCUUACAUCAUCGGUUGGGUGUUUAUCUAUGAAAAAGGCUACCAGUCGACAGACACGGCCGUGGGUUCUGUCUUUACUAAGAUGAAAGGGGUGGGCUACACCAAGGUGGAUGGAGAGGAGAGGGUCUGGGACAUGGCUGACUACGUCUUCCCUGAACAGGGAGACUCAUCUUUUGUGGUGAUGACCAACUACAUCAUAACCAAAGGUCAGAAAAUGGGAACAUGUCCUGAGCUCGCAGAACCCAGCUAUCUCUGCAACUCCGACUCAGACUGUGCAAGAGGGAUAAUAGAACGUACAGGACAUGGACAUAUGACGGGGAAGUGUGUGGGGAACACAACCAAGACGUGUGAGGUUGUAGCCUGGUGCCCUGUGGAAGAUGACCGCGUCAUCCCAGAUCCCGCACUCUUGAUGUCGGCAGAGAACUACACACUGUUCAUCAAAAACUCUGUCACCUUUGCAGCAUAUGGUGUUAAGAGGAGUAACCUCGUAGAAGGUAUCGACAAUCAGUACAUCAAGAGUUGUGUGUAUGACCCGAAGACGUCCCCACUGUGUCCCAUUUUCAGACUGGGUGACUUGGUACAGAUGUCUGGCUUCAACUUCUCCACCAUAGCCAGAGUGGGCGGGGCUAUUGGUAUCGUCAUUGACUGGACCUGUAACCUGGACUAUGACCAGUCAGAGUGUAAACCGAUCUACUCCUUCCACGGUCUCUAUGGAAAUCCCAAAGAGACAGACAUGGCUAGAACAUCUGUUGGAUACAACUUCCGGUAUGCAAAGCAUUAUAUGGAGGACAAACAGGAUAAAAGAACACUUCUGAAAGUGUUUGGGAUUCGAUUUGACAUCAUUGUUCGUUCAGUGGCCAGAAAAUUUGAUAUCAUUCCAACACUAACAGCUAUAGGCUCUGGCGUUGGAAUCUUUGGAGUGGCGACUGUAGUAUGUGAUCUGAUCCUUCUGUAUCUGCUACCAAAGAGGGAGUACUACAACAACAUGAAAUUCAAGGUCACAGAAACAGUAGAGCAGUGCGACAACCUGAAGCUGGGUAUAAACACAUUCAUCUAUUACAUCCCCGACGUCUAUGCAGGACCACAAGUCUCAGCCAAUAUAAUCCUACAAAAUAAAGAACCUUUAGAUGAGUUCAAGUCAGAAAAAGAAGUAUCCAUGGAGUGAUCCUACAAAGGGCAGACUCAUGACUCCUGGGCUCCAGACUGCAGUAACAGGUGGCUCCGGCUCCAACUCUGCAGAACACAGACUCCAGGCUGUACAGACAUGCAGAGGACACUUGGACAGGAAAAUACAUUCUCAAACGACAUUCUCCUCUCUUCAGCUCAAUGAUUCAACUGCUAAUUAUUUAUGCCUUCAAAUCUUGGCAACAGACCUCAAACGAUGCCCUCUGUUUAGGAAAUAAACCGAGAUAAAUACAGAACAUUAUUCUUUCAGAGACAGAAGCAGCCACCCUCCUUUGUUCGUCUCAUAAUAAGAAUAAGACUACCCCAACCCUAAAAGCACUGUUCUCUCAACGUUGCAGAAUUAGCACUGUGUAUUAGUAUAGUGUUGCUUCAUUACCUCAAAGCACCAUGCAUUCAUAGCACAUUUUUAGCAGCCCUUCUACUUUAUGGGAGCACCACCCAUUUCCAACUCGAUAUGACCGUUAUAACACAUUUAUAACAGCCCUCUACUUUAUGGUUGCGCCACCCAUUUCCAACCUCUUCCAUCAGCACAGCACAGCGCCCACAAUGUUGUCUUCAAGAGACAACACUAGAAUGACUACUGGUGGGGUACUCCACUUUGAAAGACACAGAAAUAAUUAUGUAUUUUAGGUUAAAUCUUUUUAUUAAUAAUUUGCGAUUGCCACGUGAAUUCAAUAAACCAUGUUAUGAGUUUAGGUUUUACUCUUGCAUACCCUUUUACAGCUUACUUACAAAAAUACAUGAUUCAAAAAUGAUUCAAAUAAUUUUUAUUGUCUGUUAUUAUGUUAGGUGUACAAAAAGCAUGCAAAAAUAGCUUCUUUAUAUAUUUGGUACAUAUUUACAUUGUAACAGCUACAUUUAGUACAGGUGUGCCAUGCUUUUUGUUUGUUUGUGGGACUUGACGAACCUUGACAAGUACAUUCAAGCCCCAUUUAUACCUGGUUCUAACAUGCAUCCUUCGUCCUGAUCUUGUCCAUUUACACUUAUAAGAUCUGAUGAAAAUCCGUUCACAAUGCGUCUUUAAAUAGUCUACACCUGUCUGAAAAUGUAGACACCAUAACAAUGUGGACAAGAUCAGGACACAUAAUGCAGAUUAUAGGUAUAAACAGGGCUUCAGAGAAAUGCAGAACAGUACAGACAUCUAUCAACACAGCGAACAGGCACCUUUAACACAGAGACCAGACAGUCACAUAUGAUACACAGCAGCGAUGCAAAAACCAUGUCUUAACAUUAUGUACACUCUCACUGGCCUGUUUCAUCUGUUGAAGAGGAUUCCCUCUUUACCCCUGGUUGAAGGAAUUAUUGAUCAUAUUAAUCAGCAUAAAAUUGUCUAUCACCCAGCUCAACUCCCAAGACAAUGUAAUGUACCUGGAAUAAUAGACAGAAUCAGAACACAACACUAAAGUCAUCGAAUGACAACAAUAUUGCACAGACAUGCACCUUAGACACUGAUAAAAAGUCUUGCAAGUGCAGUGCUCCAGACAGACGUACAAAAAAAACGUUGUUUCGCUUUAGCUUGUGCAUCAUCGUGGACUUGAACAUGGCAAACAGCUGAUUCACAACAGGUGCCAUCUUUGUUCCGAUCCUAAAAGCCCUUCAGUUAGAAGAAGUUAACCCACAGACUGACCGGUGACUAAGACAAACCCUUAAAAGCUCCAUCAAAUAACAACCACGUCCAGCGCAACAUGAACAUAGCGUUCACCCCACAGGUAGCAGGAAAAAAAGUUAAGGUAACUAUAAAAAGCCAUAACAGAAAACAAAGCAAGCUCUUCAUUUGGUUGAUUGAAACUCUGUACUUGAAAUUGCAUGUACCGGUAAUAGAGAUGGUACAAAAUAUAUAUACCCUUCAUGUAUAUGCUUCCCUCUCCUUUCGGUCCUCAGUACCUAAUUUCAAUGGAGUGUUUUGCACAAUAGAAUUGCAUCAAAUCGGAAGAGAUAGAGAGUGAGAGGGAUAAAUGGAAAUCACUCUACUGGGCCAUUCUCUGCCACAUGGGGAUUGUGUGGUUGUGAAAAGAUAGUUGUUGUUGUUUGUGGUGUUCCUAAUCACCAUAUUGUAAUUGUCCCUGGGAGAGCUGUGGAAGUGAUUGCUGUGCUCUGACAACAGUACAAAGUGCCUGGGCUGGCAGAGAGAGAGGGAGGGAAACAGAGAGAGGUGGAGGGAUAGAGAGGAAGGGAGAGAGAGAAGGAGAGAGU